AUGGUUUCACGCCGCUUCCUGCAGCAAAGCGCCAUCGCCAUCAGCAUCGCCAGCCUAUUCUAUAACAUCGCGGAAGGCGUCAUCUCCGUGGUCUUUGGUGUAGAAUCGUCUUCACACUCUCUCAUCUUCUUUGGCAUUCAAUCGGUAAUCGAAGUGCUCUCGGCGUCACUCGUGGUUUGGAGAUUUAUGAAUGGACUCAAGGCCGGUGAAGAAGGCGGCGAUGAAUCUGAAGUUAGGAUGAGCAAAGACUUGAGGGUAGAGAGAAUAGCAACCUUGGCUAUAGGUAUCCUACUCGCGAUGCUUGCCCUGGCAGCCGUAGCCACAUCCAUCGUCUCCCUCGUAGCCCGUGACCACCCCAGUCCAUCUAACGCAUCACUCAUCAUCGCGGCGAGUGCUGCAUUCAUCAUGUUCUUGUUCUGGGUGCCGAAGCGCUAUCUCGCAAAGACGCUGAACUCCAGCACGAUGAACGGCGAGGCGCUUUGUACCUUGUCGUGCAUCCAGUUUAGUGGUGCGCUAUUGAUCGGUUCUCUCAUAUACCGUGUCUGGCGUGGUGGGUGGUGGGUCGACUCCGUGACUGCCAUCGUGAUUGCUAUGCUUUUUGGUUGGGAGGGCUUUAAGAUGAUUAGGUGGGCGAGUAAUGACCAAUUCAACGGUAGCUGUUGUUGUGGACAGGAGGAGCGGAAGGUAGAAAAACAAGGCAUCCCCGAAGUCACGCAGCAGCCCACUAUAGUUCCCCAGCGUUGCUGUGGUGACUCCGGCUGUUGCAAGCCUUCACAAGAAGGUAGCAACAAAGUCUAG
Messenger RNA from Suillus clintonianus, 798 nucleotides. RefSeq lists its product as uncharacterized. The transcript is spliced from 2 exons. Gene Ontology annotation, cellular component: membrane. The record is from RefSeq and is a predicted model, not a curated record. NCBI's taxonomy places the organism in Eukaryota, Fungi, Basidiomycota, Agaricomycetes, Boletales, Suillaceae. Bases 1 to 798 code for a protein of 265 amino acids. Gene Ontology annotation, biological process: monoatomic cation transport; transmembrane transport. Gene Ontology annotation, molecular function: monoatomic cation transmembrane transporter activity.